This is a messenger RNA of Odobenus rosmarus divergens (Pacific walrus), 1150 nucleotides long. Its product is annotated as alcohol dehydrogenase 6-like. Lineage: Eukaryota; Metazoa; Chordata; Mammalia; Carnivora; Odobenidae. Gene Ontology annotation, biological process: retinol metabolic process; retinoic acid metabolic process. The coding region runs from base 15 to 1142 and encodes 375 amino acids. Gene Ontology annotation, cellular component: cytosol. The transcript has 9 exons. The record is from RefSeq and is a predicted model, not a curated record. Gene Ontology annotation, molecular function: zinc ion binding; all-trans-retinol dehydrogenase (NAD+) activity.
CCAAUACAGGCAGCAUGAGUACUAUAGGGAAAGUUAUUAGGUGCAGAGCAGCCAUACUCUGGAAGCCUGGUGUACAAUUUUCCAUCGAGGAGGUAGAAGUGGCCCCACCAAAGGCAAAGGAAGUUCGCAUAAAGAUUGUGGCCACAGGGCUCUGUGGUUCAGAGAUGAAAAUGUUGGAGAAUGAAACCUCUCACUACCAUUAUCCUAUCAUUAUGGGCCAUGAAGCAGCUGGAAUAGUUGAGAGUGUGGGAGAAGGAGUGAGCACAGUGAAAACAGGAGAUAAAGUGAUCACACUCUUUCUACCGCAGUGUGGAGAAUGUGCCUCUUGUCUUAAUCCUGGGGACAAUCUUUGUAUACAAAUCAAACAGGAGGCGAACUCCAACCUGAUGUCUGAUGGUACCAGUAGGUUUACCUGCAAGGGAAAACCAGUGUAUCACUUUGCAAAUACAAGCACCUUCUCUGAAUACACAGUGAUAAAAGAAAUCUCGGUUGCCAAGAUUGAUGCAGUUGCACCUCUGGAGAAAGUAUGCCUAGUUAGCUGUGGUUUUUCCACUGGGUAUGGUGCUGCAAUCAAUACUGCCAAGGUGACCCCAGGCUCCACCUGUGCGGUGUUUGGCCUUGGAGGGGUCGGCCUGUCUGUGAUCAUAGGCUGUAAAGCAGCGGGAGCAGCCAGGAUCAUUGGGGUGGACAUCAACAAAGACAAAUUUGAGAAGGCAAAAGAAGUCGGUGCCACUGAGUGCAUCAACCCACAGGACUUCAAGAAACCCAUCCAAGAAGUUUUAUUUGAUAUGACAGGUGCUGGUGUGGAAUUUUGCUUCGAGGUCAUCGGAAAUCCAGAAACUGUGGAAGCUGCCCUGGCCUCCUGCAAUGAGAGCCACGGGGUCUGUGUGAUUGUUGGGCUCUUGGCAGGUGUCCAACUCAACAUCAGUGGCUGGCUGUUCCUCUCGGGACGUUCUUUGAAGGGAACUGUUUUUGGAGGCUGGAAAAGCAGAGAGAGCGCCUCUAAACUGGUUUCUGAUUAUAUGGCAAAGAAGUUUAAUCUAGAUCCACUAAUUACCCAUACUCUGAAUCUGGAUAAAAUCAAUGAAGCAGUUGAAUUAAUGAAAACCGGAAAAUGUAUCCGCUGUAUCCUGCUACCUUAAGUACAAUG